AUGAUGUUCUCCGCCCGCAUUCUCGCUCUCGCUCUCUUCACGACUACGGCCAUCGCUGCACCACUAUGCACGAAACGAACCUAUAACGGUAUUACGCCCGCCCAGCUCAUCCAGAUCGCGCCCGAGAUGGCAGCAUGCAACGCUACCGCACCCUUCCCAGAGGAAUGCAGAGAUGCUAAACAGUCCGCCCCCUUCGUCAACCAAGGCUUCGAGGACUACGCCAUCACCAGCAAGGGAGAGAAAGCAGCGAUCUUGAGUCUCAUGCUCUUCGAAAGCGGAAACUUCAAAUUUGAUAUCAACCAUUUCCCUGGAAGACCGGGCCAGGGAACGAGGAACUUGAUGACAUUCCCCUUCGUUCAUCAGUAUGCUGUCGAUACUCCCUCGACCUCUGCGCAAGCACUCGCUCUUGCUCCAAAUGCGUCCGAUCCCUCCAUCUCCAACGACACGAUGAAUGCUGUCCGCGCCCUCGUAUUGGAGGACCGCCUCAGCUUUGCCAGCGGGAUGUGGUUCUACAAAGCCAGCGGUCCAGAGAAGAUCGGGUGCACGGGGAACUCGACACUCGUCGAAGGUCUGAAAGCCGAGACAGAGCAGGGAUGGGCGGAUUAUAUCACCAAUUGCAUCUUUACCACCGUCACCGAUGAGAGGAAGGCUGUUUGGCAGAAGACGCUCGCUGCCAUAUAA
Molecule: messenger RNA, 681 nt
Organism: Pleurotus ostreatus (oyster mushroom)
Lineage: Eukaryota; Fungi; Basidiomycota; Agaricomycetes; Agaricales; Pleurotaceae
Exons: 2
Coding region: 1-681 (226 amino acids)
Source: RefSeq, a predicted model, not a curated record